Fusarium oxysporum Fo47 is the source of this 894-nucleotide messenger RNA. RefSeq names its product glycosyl hydrolase family 61-domain-containing protein. The coding region runs from base 1 to 894 and encodes 297 amino acids. Lineage: Eukaryota; Fungi; Ascomycota; Sordariomycetes; Hypocreales; Nectriaceae. The transcript has 2 exons. The record is from RefSeq and is a predicted model, not a curated record.
AUGCACUUCACCUUCUUCUUGGCUGCUUUUGUCGGCAACGCCGCUGCACAUGGCGUUGUCUCAAGCUUCAAGACUGAUGGUGCUGAACACCAAGGUUACCUGAUGAACUACUACUAUGAUACCAAGAACGGCAAAGCUCUCCCUCCUUUGGCUGCAUGGUCUGCUGAGAACCUCGACAAUGGCUUCGUGUCCCCAAACAACUAUACUCAUCCAGAAAUUAUUUGCCAGAAGAAUGGAAAGCCGGCCAAUUUGACUGUUCAGGUUGCCGCUGGCGGGACCAUCGACUUUCAAUGGACCAAAUGGGCUCAUUUCGGCCCAAUGAUGACCUAUGUGGCUCCCUGCAAUGGCGAUUGCUCCGCUGUCGACAAGACCACCCUCAAGUGGGUAAAGAUUGACGAAGCGGGGAUCGAUUUUGACACUCAAGAGUGGGCGGCUAGAAAGAUGGUCAACAACAACCGAACAUGGACGACAAAGAUACCCCCGACGCUAGCUGCCGGCAACUAUGUCUUCCGUCACGAAACAAUCGCUGUUCACGGGUCAAACAGGAUUGGCGGCGCACAGAACUACCCUCAAUGCUUCAAUAUCGAGAUUAUAGGGUCGGGAACUGCCAAGCCUGAGGGUGUCUUGGGCACUAAGCUCUACACUCCCACUGAUCCGGGCCUCUACUUCAACCCUUACACAAUUUUGAAGAACUAUACCAUUCCUGGUCCUCCUCUAUUCAAGGACGGUAAUGGAGGUCUUACCGAUGGCUCUCCAACCACUUUCGAAGCUAUCACCAACGCCUUUCCAACUGCCACUAGCGUACCCAGUGAUUCCUCUCCUAAGCCAUCCGCGAGCGGAUGUAGAGCUGUGCAAAAAGCUAAAAACCAGAAGACUAGGCAUUCUCGUUUCUAG